Molecule: messenger RNA, 1573 nt
Organism: Hibiscus syriacus
Lineage: Eukaryota; Viridiplantae; Streptophyta; Magnoliopsida; Malvales; Malvaceae
Product: CBL-interacting serine/threonine-protein kinase 5-like
Exons: 1
Coding region: 35-1375 (446 amino acids)
Biological process (GO): protein phosphorylation; signal transduction
Molecular function (GO): ATP binding; protein kinase activity
Source: RefSeq, a predicted model, not a curated record
CUUAAUUAGAGAGAACUUUACUUUACUUUGAGGCAUGGGAGGGCAAGCUGAGAAUCGAACUAAGAAGAAUGGUUCGAGGAAAAUCGUAUUCGGGAAGUUCGAGAUGGGGAGGGUUUUAGGGCAAGGUACCUUUGCCAAGGUUUAUUAUGGUAAAAACUUGUCCACCCAAGAAAGUGUAGCCAUCAAAGCUAUCAACAAAGAGCAAGUGAAGAAAGAAGGUUUGAUGGAGCAAAUAAAGCGGGAAAUCGCAAUCAUGAGGAUGGUUCGUCAUCCCAACGUUGUCGAGCUAAAAGAAGUAAUGGCAACCAAAGCCAAAAUCUUUUUCGUAAUGGAGUAUGUCAAAGGUGGUGAAUUGUUCGCUAAGGUAGCCAAAGGGAAGUUAAAGGAAGAUUCAGCCAGGAAAUACUUUCAACAACUGAUCAGCUCGGUCGAGUUUUGUCACAGUCGACGCGUGUACCAUCGUGAUCUGAAGCCCGAGAAUUUGCUCUUGGACGAGAAUCAGAACUUGAAAGUCACCGAUUUUGGACUCUCUGCUUUGCCGGAACAGCUACGAAACGAUGGUUUGCUUCACACGCAAUGUGGGACUCCAUCUUAUGUCGCACCCGAGGUUCUGAGGAAGAAAGGGUACGAUGGAGCCAAAGCUGACAUUUGGUCAUGUGGGGUUAUUUUGUUUGUUUUGCUGGCUGGGUGUUUGCCUUUCCAAGCUGAGAAUCUUAUGAAGAUGUACAUGAAAGUUUUCAAGGCCGAGUAUGAGUUUCCUCCCUGGGUUUCGAACGACGCCCGGAGAUUAAUUUCGAAGCUACUCGUUGCUGACCCUGAAAAGAGGAUUACGAUUCCAGGGAUCAUUGCCAAUCCCUGGUUCCGAAAGGGGUUUUUGAAGCCUGAUGCUGUUCCAGUUCAAGACUCAUCGUCGGUUGAAAAUGGCGACAAGGAUGAGAUCGAGAGCGAUGGGAAGUUCGAAAGUACAUCAUCAUCAUCCCCGCCACCUUUCUACAACGCGUUUGAACUGAUCACAUCCAUGUCAUCAGGAUUCGAUUUGUCUAAUUUGUUCGCAGACAAGAAAAAGCCAGCUUCUAUAUUCACUUCAAAGUGUUCGGCUUCAGCGACUCUGGUGAGGCUUGAAUCCAUGGCGAAUAAGUUGAACUUUAAGGUAUUCGCUACGAAAGGAUUUAAGGUAAAAAUGCAAGGGAAAGUAGAAGGACGGAAAGGGAAAUUAGCAGUGACGGCGAAGGUUUUCGAGCUGGCAUCGGAGGUAGCGGUGGUGGAGUUGUCGAAAUCCACCGGUGACACUCUUGAGUACAACAAGUUUUACGAGGAAGAAUUGAGGCCGGCCCUUAAGGACAUAGUUUGGACUUGGCAAGGUGAAAAUAACUAGGAAGAGGCACAAACUAGUCGGGUAUCUUUCGUUUGUCGUUUUAGUAUGACAAAUAACUGUGCCUCCAUAGAUCACUUUUUAUUUGUUAGUCAUGUAUGUCUUCAGUUUAGUUUGAUCCGACGUAUAAUAUAAGCAAAUGUUGCCAUAUUAUGAGGCAUAGGCUAAUGAAAUAUGUACAUGGCCAUAUAUAUAUUAUGU